AAAAGUUGUUAGAUAGUAUUAAUAUUGUUGAAAUUGCUAAAGAGACGUACAUACAGAGAAAAUGGAUAAUCCAAGCUCACCACCGCCAAAUACGCCCAGCGAUGCCGCGGAGCGUCGGGAUUUGCGGGCAGCGAUGACUUCGCCUGUGGGAGACUUUGAGCCUUUUGAAAACGAAGAUGAAAUUCUAGGCGAUCAAACAGUGCGCAAUGAGGAGGACGAAGAUGGAGAGGAGCUGUUUGGCGACAACAUGGAGAAUGAUUAUCGGCCCAUGCCCGAGCUGGAUCAUUAUGAUCCCGCCAUGCUGGACGACGAGGACUUCUCGGAGAUGUCGCAAGGCGAACGCUUUGCAGCCGAGGCGGACAUGCGUCGUCGGGAUCGGGCCGCUGGCAUUCAUCGUGAUGAUCGUGAUCUUGGCUUUGGUCAGUCCGACGAUGAGGACGAUGUUGGACCUCGUGCCAAGCGGCGGGCCGGUGAAAAGGCAGCCGUGGGCGAGGUGGAAGAUACGGAAAUGAUCGAGUCCAUUGAGAACCUGGAGGACACCAAGGGACACUCCACCAAGGAGUGGGUAAGCAUGCUGGGUCCACGUACCGAGAUCGCCAAUCGGUUUCAGUCCUUCCUGCGCACCUUUGUGGAUGAUCGGGGUGCCUACACGUAUCGGGAUCGCAUUCGUCGCAUGUGCGAGCAAAACAAAUCCUCGUUUGUGGUGUCCUACACGGAUCUGGCCAACAAGGAGCAUGUGCUAGCAUACUUCUUGCCCGAAGCGCCCUUCCAGAUGCUCGAGAUAUUCGACAAAGUGGCCAAGGACAUGGUUCUGUCCAUUUUCCCCACCUACGAGCGAGUGACGACCGAGAUUCAUGUCCGCAUCUCGGAGCUGCCACUGAUCGAAGAGCUUCGCACCUUCCGCAAGCUGCAUCUUAACCAGCUGGUACGCACUCUGGGCGUGGUCACGGCCACCACGGGUGUGCUGCCCCAGCUGUCGGUGAUUAAGUAUGACUGCGUCAAGUGCGGUUAUGUUUUGGGUCCCUUCGUGCAGUCACAGAAUACGGAAGUCAAGCCCGGUUCCUGCCCAGAGUGUCAGAGCUUUGGACCCUUCUCCAUCAACAUGGAGCAGACUCUAUAUCGCAACUACCAGAAGAUCACACUGCAGGAGUCGCCAGGACGCAUUCCAGCCGGUCGCAUUCCCCGCAGCAAGGACGUCAUUCUGCUGGCCGAUCUCUGCGAUCAGUGCAAGCCUGGCGAUGAACUGGAAGUCACUGGCAUCUAUACCAACAACUAUGAUGGCUCUCUAAAUACAGAUCAAGGAUUUCCCGUUUUUGCGACUGUCAUAAUAGCCAACCAUGUGGUGGUCAAGGAUUCCAAGCAGGUGGUGCAAUCGUUGACGGACGAGGAUAUUGCCACCAUUCAAAAGCUGAGCAAGGAUCCCCGCAUCGCUGAGCGCAUCGUGGCAUCCAUGGCGCCUUCCAUCUAUGGCCAUGAUUAUAUAAAGCGUGCCUUGGCGCUGGCUCUCUUUGGUGGCGAAUCCAAGAAUCCAGGCGAGAAGCACAAGGUGCGCGGUGACAUCAACAUGCUCAUCUGCGGUGAUCCAGGCACGGCCAAGUCCCAGUUCCUCAAGUACACUGAGAAGAUUGCACCACGGGCAGUCUUUACCACCGGUCAAGGUGCCAGCGCUGUGGGCUUGACCGCCUACGUCCGGCGUAAUCCCGUGUCCAAGGAGUGGACCCUGGAGGCUGGCGCUUUGGUGCUGGCCGAUCAAGGUGUCUGCCUGAUCGACGAGUUUGAUAAGAUGAACGACCAGGAUCGCACCUCCAUUCACGAGGCCAUGGAGCAGCAGUCCAUUUCCAUAUCUAAAGCCGGCAUUGUCACUUCACUGCAGGCACGCUGCACGGUCAUCGCUGCCUCGAAUCCCAUUGGAGGUCGCUAUGAUCCCUCGAUGACCUUUUCGGAGAACGUGAAUCUCUCAGAGCCAAUUUUGUCGCGUUUUGACAUACUGUGCGUGGUCAAGGAUGAGUUUGAUCCCAUGCAAGAUCAGCAGCUGGCCAAGUUUGUGGUACAUUCCCACAUGAAGCAUCAUCCCAGCGAAGAGGAGCAGCCGGAGCUCGAGGAGCCUCAGCUUAAGACUGUCGAAGAGAUACCACAGGACCUGCUGCGCCAAUAUAUUGUCUACGCCAAGGAAAACAUCCGUCCCAAGUUGACGAACAUUGAUGAAGACAAGAUUGCCAAGAUGUACUCGCAGUUGCGUCAGGAAUCCUUUGCCACAGGCUCGCUGCCCAUCACGGUCCGUCACAUCGAGAGCGUCAUCCGCAUGUCCGAGGCCCAUGCGCGUCUCCAUCUGCGCGAGAGUGUCAUGGAGGCGGACGUCAGCAUGGCCAUCCGCAUGAUGCUGGAGAGCUUCAUUGAGGCGCAAAAGUUCAGUGUGAUGAAGAAGAUGCGCAACACAUUCCAAAAGUACUUGGCCUUCCAGAAGGAUCAUUCCGAGCUACUCUUCUUCAUAUUGCGCCAGCUGACACUAGAUCAGUUGGCCUACAUUCGCUGCAAGGAUGGUCCCAGCGCCACCAAUGUGGAGAUCAUGGAACGCGACUUGAUAGAGCGCGCCAAGCAGCUGGACAUCAUCAAUCUGAAACCCUUCUACGAAUCCGAAUUGUUCCGCAGCAAUGGAUUCUCCUACGAUCCAAAGCGACGCACUAUUCUGCAGAUUGUUGUCGAUGGCGCUACUUAAACUAUUUAGCAUUCAUUUACUUAAUCUCAUUUUAAAUUUAGUCUCACCAUUUAUAUUUUGUUUCCCAUUUUUAUACGUAUUUAUGUCCAAUAAAGAUUAUGGUUACACUUUUUGAAUAAAAAA
This is a messenger RNA of Drosophila innubila, 2839 nucleotides long. It is a transcript of the gene Mcm2, whose product is annotated as DNA replication licensing factor Mcm2. NCBI's taxonomy places the organism in Eukaryota, Metazoa, Arthropoda, Insecta, Diptera, Drosophilidae. Gene Ontology annotation, molecular function: ATP binding; 3'-5' DNA helicase activity; single-stranded DNA binding. Gene Ontology annotation, biological process: mitotic DNA replication initiation; double-strand break repair via break-induced replication; DNA replication. Gene Ontology annotation, cellular component: MCM complex; nucleus. The record is from RefSeq and is a predicted model, not a curated record. The transcript has 4 exons. Bases 62 to 2716 code for a protein of 884 amino acids.